This is a messenger RNA of Nycticebus coucang (slow loris), 5815 nucleotides long. It is a transcript of the gene PIP4K2B, whose product is annotated as phosphatidylinositol-5-phosphate 4-kinase type 2 beta. The coding region runs from base 527 to 1777 and encodes 416 amino acids. Gene Ontology annotation, biological process: phosphatidylinositol metabolic process. The record is from RefSeq and is a predicted model, not a curated record. The transcript has 10 exons. Gene Ontology annotation, molecular function: phosphatidylinositol kinase activity. Lineage: Eukaryota; Metazoa; Chordata; Mammalia; Primates; Lorisidae.
UUCCCGCCCCUCCGCUCCCGAAGCUGUGGUCCGCCGCCAUCUUGGCACAUCAGGUUGAGGGAAAGAGCCAAACGCUGGCUUUGGGGAGCCCAAGCAGGGAGUCCCUCCCGCGGUACACAGCGAGGCCUGCCCAUACCACUUCCCCUCCCCGCUCUGGUACUGGGCUUUGAGGCCUGCAGAGGCCGGCCUGGUUCUUGUCGGGCCCGGGGAGGAGGGGCGGGUGGGGCAGCCGCUGCCUCCCCGGGACGGGCAGUACCAUCCAGGCGCGGAGGACAGGGUCCCUAGUAACGGGGUGCGGAGCGGGCGGGCCGACUACCUGGGGCGGGGCGGGGCGGGGCGGGCGGGGGAGGGCGGGGCGUGGGGCGGACUGAACCACCCGGGCGGGGUGGGGAGGUAACGGGACGGGCGCGACCAUGGCGCGGUGAGGGAGCGGGGGUGGGGAUCGGUAAGGGGGAGGCCUGGGGCCGCUGGCUUGUGCGCUGUCUCCGCCGCCCCCCCUUUCGCCGCCGCCGCCGCCGCCCCGGGCAUGUCGUCCAACUGCACCAGCACCACGGCGGUGGCGGUGGCGCCGCUCAGCGCCAGCAAGACCAAGACCAAGAAGAAGCAUUUCGUGUGCCAGAAAGUGAAGCUAUUCCGGGCCAGCGAGCCGAUCCUCAGCGUCCUGAUGUGGGGGGUGAACCACACGAUCAAUGAGCUGAGCAAUGUCCCAGUCCCUGUCAUGCUAAUGCCUGACGACUUCAAAGCCUACAGCAAGAUCAAGGUGGACAAUCAUCUCUUCAAUAAGGAGAACCUCCCCAGCCGCUUUAAGUUUAAGGAGUACUGCCCCAUGGUGUUCCGAAAUCUUCGAGAGAGGUUUGGGAUUGAUGAUCAGGAUUACCAGAAUUCAGUGACGCGAAGCGCCCCCAUCAACAGUGACAGCCAGGGCCGGUGUGGCACGCGUUUCCUCACCACCUACGACCGGCGCUUUGUCAUCAAGACUGUGUCCAGUGAGGAUGUGGCUGAGAUGCACAACAUCUUAAAGAAAUAUCACCAGUUUAUAGUGGAAUGUCAUGGCAACACCCUUUUGCCACAGUUCCUGGGCAUGUACCGCCUGACUGUGGAUGGUGUGGAAACCUACAUGGUAGUUACCAGGAAUGUGUUCAGCCAUCGACUCAAUGUACAUCGCAAGUAUGACCUCAAGGGUUCUACUGUUGCCAGAGAAGCAAGCGACAAAGAGAAGGCUAAAGACUUACCAACCUUCAAAGACAAUGACUUCCUCAAUGAAGGGCAGAAGCUACAUGUGGGAGAGGAUAGUAAAAAGAACUUCCUGGAGAAGCUGAAGCGGGAUGUAGAGUUCUUGGCCCAGCUGAAGAUCAUGGACUAUAGCCUGCUAGUGGGCAUCCAUGAUGUGGACCGAGCCGAGCAGGAGGAGAUGGAGGUGGAGGAGCGGGCAGAGGACGAGGAGUGUGAGAAUGAUGGGGUGGGUGGCAACCUGCUCUGUUCUUACGGCACGCCUCCGGAUAGUCCUGGCAAUCUCCUCAGCUUCCCUCGGUUCUUUGGUCCUGGGGAAUUCGACCCUUCUGUUGAUGUCUAUGCCAUGAAAAGCCAUGAAAGUGCACCCAAGAAGGAGGUCUAUUUCAUGGCCAUCAUUGAUAUCCUCACGCCAUAUGACGCUAAGAAGAAAGCUGCACAUGCUGCCAAAACAGUGAAACAUGGGGCAGGGGCCGAGAUCUCAACUGUGAACCCCGAGCAGUACUCCAAACGCUUCAACGAGUUUAUGUCCAACAUUCUGACGUAGUUAUCUUCUACCUUCAGCCAGACCCACAGAGCUGGAUAUGGGGCCAGGGAUCGGGAGAGGGAGAGGGUGCACUGGGGCUAUGGGAGGGUGGGGUGCAGAUAGGGGGGUUGGGAGAGAGCUUUAGCAAUCAUACUACACCCUGUGACACUGAAAGAGACUAACUGGGGAGGAGGGGGAUGGCUCACAGGAUGUACCCUCACCUUCUGCUUACCCUUUAUUUUUUUUUCACCACAUUUGACCCCUGUUAAAAAGGGAUUCCCCUUUUGGUACCUUGUAACCUUUUUAAGAUACCUUUGGGUAGAUAUGAUUUUGUGGGUUUAUUUGGGCUUUCUUUCUGAAAUUUCAUUGCUCCAGGUUUGUUAUUUAAAAUAACGUAUGUCUUCACCCUAUCCACCCUACCCACCCCUGCCCAGCCCUCAUUUCCCUUCCAUAAGAGGUACCCGGUAGACCCAGCACACGGGUCCUCUCAGAGCAAGGUGCUCUGAUGACAGAUUGGAGAGAUCAGACGCCUCAGCCCUGCUGCAUUUGAUCUUCUCUGGAUUAACUUUUUAAUUUUAUGGAGUAUUGUGCACAACUUCCUCCACUUUUCAACCUCGGAUCCACGUUGAAAUUAUUCCUCCAUCCUGUCCUCCCAAAGAAGUACUCCAGAUCAUCACCAAGCAUCUCAGAGGGGAGUGAGUUCAUCCUCAUGGGAUGGUGAGGGGGGGAGCUGCUGGGUUCUCGGACAUCUGGUUCUCAGAGAACCCCGUGAUCAUCACCCAAGCCCCAGGUUCACAGCCCCUGGAGUUCAGAUGUCCUCUCUGUAAAGCCUGCCUCCCACUGGGUCAAGAGGAACUAGAAAGUACCUUUGGAUUUACUAGGAUCCUCAUGCUUAAAUGGCUGUCUCCCUUUGGGAAAACGCCAGAAACUGAUGAGUUUCAAAUGAGGUCUUACGCCCUCCAUCCAUUUGCUUCCUUCUGACCUCCUCCCAGGCACCCUCACUCUGGCUGAGCUUUUAGCUCCAAGCACCUGGGGUGCUCUUUGCAGAGAUACCUCUUCAAGCCCCAGGACUCCCGUGUGGGUAAUCUGCCUCCCUGUGCCUGCAGUCUGUCACCUGGACAGUUACAGCCAGCAAGGCAUCCCCUAAUUUGGAGUGUGGCAUCCAAGCCUGAGGUUGCUUCUGAGUCACUUGAGAAUGUGACCUAAGAAAUCCAAUUUGGAGGCUUGAUGUGGGGUUUACUCACUCCACAGGACUUUUCUUAAUUGCCCCCAUCUAGACUGUUAGCACAUCUGCAGUCCACAGGUAUCCUUGGAAGGAGUGGCACCUGGCAACUUCCUUCAGGUUUUCCACUCACCUUCAGAGCCUGCUACCCAGGCCCUCAGAACUGAGCUACAUGUGUCGUUUUGAUGCUGUCAGAGUCUGGUCUGGCUAGGAGAGAAAGUGGUCCUGUUGCUCUGCAUUGGGGGGGGAGGUACAUUACUACAUCUUCUCAGCCACUCACCAGGAACCUGGGAUUUGGGAUGAGAUAUGGUGAGACUUGUAGAUAACCCCAAGGAUGUGAAGAUGUUUUGUGGAACCAUUUUGAAUGGAUAGAUUGGUUUCCUGUGGCUCUCUCCAAACCUGGCCAAGCUCAGCUUCUGGAGUAGGAACCAGCACUAUGUCUGUGCCCUACUCACAGUACAUAGGUUAGGAAGGAAUGGAGAUGGCACACUGAGGAUAUCACUGAGGCUGCUGGAUGGGGUGGGAGCCCUUCUGGUAGGGGCAGAUGGGACUCAAACCACUGCCCUUGCCCCAGCAAGGGGUCACAGGUAGCUCUGAACAACUGUGGGAAGACCACUAAGUGACUUGGGGAACUUGGAAUCUAGUGGCUCAUGGAAACAAAUUUGACUUAGGAAAGGGAAUAUAUAAGGAAUAAUGUCUGGACUUGAUUUCCCCACCUCAUAAUCAAGAAUGAAAAUUUGGAUCUGCUCUUAGUCAGGUCCAGCAUCUCCCAAGCGUGGAAGGCUAUCUUCCUGCAGCCUCCACAGCCUUGGAUGCCCACCGGCUUUUCUGCAUUUGGUCUGCUGAUCAUGUUGCCAUAAUGUGUAUGAAACGUGUAACACAAUCUUAACAGUUAAAGACUACCCUACCAGGUAUCUAACUUGUUUUAACAUUGCGUGUGUGUAUGUAUGUAUGUAUGUGUGACUUGGUUUUUUUUUUUUUUUUGUAUAUUGUUUACAUUUAAGAGGUAGCAUUCUGUUUCAAAUGCUUUUUGUCUUAUGACAGUAUUGUUGAUUGGAUCAAAACAUUUUGAGCUGUGGCUUGGUGGAUUGUAGAUUUUUUUUUAAAUGUCAUUUUCUAUGCUAUCUUCAAAACCUUUGGCUCUCGAAUUCUUUUGGCAUUCAAAUGUUUGAAAGCUAUUUAUCUUGGUUUAUACAAGUUUUCUUUCUCUUGUUUCAUGAUAAAGAUGCUCUAUUUGGUCUGCAGUCUGAAUGUAGAGGAAGUGAACUGAUACCCGAACAAUCAUCUGCCCUAAUGCUUUUCUCCCUGAACCCCACCAUUCCCUUCUGGGCAAUAGAAGGUAUCUGAGGGGAAGUGACCACCCUCAGCCUCACUCCUUGGGGCCAUGCAGGAAAGCUCACCAUUCUUAGGGCAUCCCAGAACAAUUUUUGAUCUCCCAAGAAGAAAAAGAGUAUGAGAAGGAGGACAUUGCUGAUUGGGUGAGGCCAGGAUGAGCAUAAGAACAGGAUUCCUCCCUAUUCCCUCAUUCCCCCACGUAUGGGGCAGCAUCCAGUCUCACCUUCUCCAGUUCCUGCCUCUCUCCUUCCAAAGGUCCACAGCUAAGAAACUAGAGUCUCUGCCCCAAGUGAGGAGUGUCCUAAAAACUCCACUAAGAAGACCACUAGAUGGCCUGUGGCCCUGUUCCUGUUAAUUAACCACUAGGUCUGUGUCCCCCAGCACAAGCUCCUUCCCUGUGCCCUGCAGCUUGGGCGUUACAGGGCACGCCAGGAAGCAGCGGUUCUAGGCACACAGGCUGAAGCAGUGCUCCAUCUUUCCUUAUCUAGCUCAGGGGUCACUGGUCUGUGGCAGGUGUCAUGAGUUGCCCCAGUGCCUGUUCUUAGUGGCACUCUCUAAGUUCCCACCACAGGCAGCUCUUCCUCCUCUCUUCUUACUUCACUUUUUUCUCUUGCCUAUGCUUUAGGCUUGAAUGGAUCUGGUAGUGCUCAGGGUGUGAGACUAGAUUUCUGCCCUGGUGACUUUCCCCUCUAUGGUCUGCCAGGGCCUUGGGAGGUGGACCAAAGACCCAGGACUUUUCUCAGUAGCCAGUCCUACCCCCCGGUUGUCUUUUUACCAAUUCAGGAUGGGAGAAAGAAAAAACUUCAGCAGUCUCCAGCAUUUGAAAUACUCAAGUGUUGGGGGUCAGAAGGGACAGUAUGUUUAAACAACCUUCAGAGCUCUGGCCUUAAACCUGUGGUUCCCCCAAGUCUAGAGACCUCACCUCUUUCUGGUAGUAAUGUGGGCAGGGGCUUCCUCAUACGGAAAACACAUUCAGACAACUGCCCCCGAAUCUACCAGCCAUCUACACAGGGGGCAGUAACAUGGUCCUAGCCCUCCUCUGAGAUGUGCCAUUUAUAGUGCCCCCAAAGGAAAAAGGAGACUCAGCUGUCCUUCAACAGGUUGUGCUGAGAUCCCAGGAAAGAGAAUAGGGAGAAUACACCCACAGGAGUCCCUUGUCCUUGCCCAGAGCCAUUUUGUAAGGAAGUGGGAGCCAAAAAUCUUUAGGGGAAGGCCCAGUGCUGCUCAGCACACCCCGGCAUCAGGUCACAUCAUUGUAAUAAAAAAAUGUGAAUGAUGUUUAGAUUCAACUUUUGGAAAAGCAGGACAAACCAUCCCAUCAUAUGUGUGUGACUUCUCAAUUUCCCAUUUCAAUUUACAUUUUUUAAAUAGGAAUUUUCAACCCCUUGUGCUUGUCUAAUGUCUGCUCUAAACAGUUUGAGACUCUGUUACUGUUUUAAAAUGCAUGCAUGUUAAGAUGAAUCUCCAACCUGAGGAAAAUAAAACUCAAAAAGCUUUGUGUA